UAAGGUCUCACAUAUGAAGUUAGAUUUCUUCAUUAGCCUUUCUUUAGCUACCUCUGGUUACAACCUCAUCACUCAGAGACAAACCAUUUUCAUUCUCCUUUUGUCAAUUAUUUCAAGCCAUAUGCCAGUUUUAUUGCUCUUCCUGCUAAUCAAUGCCAUCCCCUAUUAAAAUGAAGUAUCUAAAAAUAGCAGUAUGUAAUAAGAAGCAUACUGUCUGAGUCAUAGACAAAUAAAGUAAUAAUAAGUAAAGUAAUAAUAAUAGGGAAGACAAAAAAGGGAAAAUAAAAAAUAUCUGCUUUGAAGUGCUUUUAUUUUUAAAAGAUCUUCCCGGAAGUUGUGACCCUGUCUUUUUCGUCUUGACGACGGCGCAGUAAUUCAGAGCCAGGGUUAUAGGAAUUAUGUGAACCGGAGCCGAUAAAUUCAGUCCGUGGAAAUGACUCAACGAUCUUUUAUCGCAAUGGAUUGUUGGUAAUAGCGGAUUUUGGGACGCCGCUGUUCACUUGUGCCUUUAGGAAUCACUACAAUGACGGAGUCUAAGCCUCCUACUGGGAGGGUAAUGAAGACACGCGCCCCACCUCCUCCUCCUUUGGCCCCUCAACCAGCUCCACGCCACAUCUUCAGAAACUCUGUACUGGAUGGGGGAGGGCCAUCAGCCAUUGAUGCCAAAGACAACACAGCAAAGCCUUAUGUGGAUUUCCAGCUGACCCUACCUCAGGGGCACCAGUUUUCUGUGACAGAAGAUGGAAGUAAAGCUCUGAUGGACCUGCUGGUCGAGCUCUGCAGUCGUCAUCACUUCAACCCGGCUCUUUACACCCUGGAGCUCUGGUCGCCUGAGGGCCUCCUUUUGCCAUACAAGCCCAACGCGCUUCUUUGCUCCCUGAAUGUGGCCUGUGUCCUUAUCAAGGAGAAAGUGGCGGAAGAGAAAGUGGGGCGCAGACCAGCACCUAAAGUGCCAGAGAAAACGGUGCGUUUGAUGGUGAACUACCACGUCAAUCAGAAAGCGGUGGUGCGGGUCAACCCCCUGGUUGCGCUCCAAACUCUGAUCCCGACCAUCUGUAGUAAGUGCGAGUUAGAGCCCUCCCACGUCCUGCUCUUGAAGGACAGCGUCAGUCAUCACGAGCUCCCGCUGGACAAAUCUUUGACUGAGUUGGGGAUCAAGGAGCUGUACGUGCACGAUCAGAGCCUAGUUUUCCAGCCUAAAAUGGCUUCUGCCCCUGUCCUUAACUUCUCAGAUCCCAUUAGCUCCUCGGCCGCCAGUUUGGGAGCACAACAGAAGAAAAGCCUGUUAGGGAUUCUCCAGUUCGGCAGGAGGAAGUCAAAGGAUCAGUCUUCCUUGUCAGGUGUUUCCACCACAGAGGAUCAUCCUGGCAUUUUGGGAAAAUCCCAAUCCGUUACUUAUAUUCACACAAUGUCUCCCAAGACUGAGACCAAGAAGAGAAGGGCGCCACCACCUCCUGCUGCUCCACCCCCCACCACGAUACAUGCAAGCUCUGAACAGUCCCAGGUGGGCCUUGUUUCAGAAAGCCAACAGAAGAGAAAAAAGGCACCUCCUCCUCCUCCUUUUAUUUUCAGGCAGAAUUCUGACAUCUCUCCACCUCCUGUUCCUCAAACUUCAAAUGGCCACUCUACUGAAGCGCCAACCCCAGUCCACCGCACCAAUGUGACAAAAUCCAAUGUCACAGUGGAACUCCGAACGGUAGAACCCGCUCCGCUCAGUCAAGCACUGGAGCCCCCAUUCGUGAGCGCUGCCACGCCAACUCCAAGUUCUCCGUCCCCGAGCAGCGACAGCAGCAGCAACGACAGCCUGACUAUGCAGGAGUCCAGCUCCGAGCUCUGUCACAGCCUUGACGACUCCGACGCCGACCUGGACCGAACUGGUUCCCGCUGCAGCAGCAGUGCCACAUCCAACAAUUCUGCGCAGCUCCAUCCAACCACCCAAAGCUCCAGCAGCAAAACGGCUGAAUCGUCUAGCAGUGCAUCUGUUGUCACGAGCAAAGAGGUGAAUUCAGACAGCGGCUCCAAGUCGGACACCGAGUCAGCGCUGAACCUAAAACUGGAGGAGGUGGAGAACAACAGACAUAGCGCCGUUGAAGAUGCAGAUCUACCAGUUCCACCCAAACCUCCUCGUUCCUCCAGCACUGAGCCACCACAGCAUGUCCCACACCUAACCAUAUCUGUUCCCCACACCUACUCUCAUGUCAUCGUUUCUGACAGUGAAACGGUGAUGAGUGUAGAGGCAGGAUCUCACCCAUCUUGGAUUUGCUCCAUGGAUACUUCUACAGUGAGUUGCCAGAGACCAGAAACAGAAGUCGAGACUCUGUCCUUGGCGAGCAGCAAUGGCAGCAGCAGCUUGCCCGACCAGGGUUAUGCAGCCUCUGAAGGAAUGGCAGAGGUUGAGGAUCCAAGCGCCAUCAGUUUUUCACCUGACCAGCAAUCCUCCUCAAUAAAUGUGAGUCUGUCGCUGGAGGGAGGUGGUGGAGACAAAGGAGAGAAACUGCAGCGAUUGGUUCAGCAGAAAAACAGGAACAAUUCAAGUGACAGUGAUGAGGGAUGUGCCACAUGGGGAUCAACGCACAGGCACGGUGUCUCUACAACUUGUGGGCAAUCAGUCCACACUUUUGAAGAUGAUCCAGAGCUGAAAUCCCAGCUUCAUCAGACAUUGGCUGAUUUUGAAGCAACCCUAGCAGACCACAUGAACAUUAAUUCAGCAAAAGACUCCCAUUAUACCAUGUCCACCAACAGUAAUGAGGUGCCUGUGUCUGUGGUAGACAUAGAUGUGCCAGUCACAGCCAUAGAUGACGUACUGCAGGACUACGAACAUGAUAUAGUGAAACAUGAGCUGACAUCUUUUGAGGGAACCAACAGAUCUGGCAAAGAAGGUUCAGACAUUCAUCACAAAUCAGAAAUGGAGACACAGAACAAAAACAACAAUGCUUGUACAACUGCUGUUAGUCCCAAAAGAAGUGACUCUAAGCCUUCUGACAAGCAUUUACACGAUAAAAAGGAAGAACGCAAAAAGACAGUUGGUAAAGAGAGGACUAUUGACGAUACCAUCAGCAAGAGGGAAGAUAAACAGAAGAUACCAGUUAAAUCUAGCACUGAUAGUAAGAAGACUGAGGUCAACCCUGAUUAUUUUCAAAAUAACUCACAGAAAAAACUGGAUUUGCAACCUAAACUUCCCAGAUCACUUUCUCCUGUAAAAGGUGAAGAGAAGCACAGAGUUUCCCAAAGCCAUUCUGCUUUGAGCAGUUCCCAGGGUAAAAUCACUCCCAAUGUCACAUCGCGCUUUGGUUUGAAAACAUUCACCGUAGUCCCUCCCAAGCCCUCUGUAACACAUGCUGCUACUACAGAAUCUGCUGCCACAUUAACCAUUGGUGCCAUUAAGAUUGAUGAUCUAGGAAAUAUGGUGACAGCAGGCAUCUCCAGGGCUAGAGUUAGCAGGUCACCAGAGCCAGAGAGUAGGGAGGUUUCCCCACUUCUUGGCCAAGCCAAAGCAUUUUGGAGCUCAAACGAAAGGCAGAAAAAUUCUGUGACUCAAAGGAAAGCUUUAAUUGAUAAAGUUAAGGAGAACGCCGAUGACUUUAUUAGUGCCACCGCCACUAAAGUAAGUUUAGAAGUGAGCGACACAGUGGACAAGAAAACAACACAAAGUACAGGUUUAAAAGCUACAGACACAGCCCAACAUAAAGUUCUGUUUGAAGCUAAAGAAGUUGUGACAGAUGUUGGAGCUCCAAAUACUGAGCGGACAGAAGCGGAGAGCAAUGUUUCUCUUUUCAAAGACACGCAGAAGCCAACUAAUAACCCUUCCCCUCCCCCUCUGGUACUCCCAGACUUGAAAAGAGACCUGUCCUUUCUCAAACCAUCCAGGCGGACCAGCAGCCAAUAUGUGGCAUCUGCGAUUUCUAAAUACGCCCCGAAGACUGCAGCUAAGCCGAGCAGCAGCUCUUCUUUUCCUCUGAAAACCGAGACGACUGAUGGCUUUUAUAGAUCAGGUCAGUCCAUACAAGUGAAUGCAUUCCAGUCAGAUAAUAAGGAGAAUGUCAACACUUCUAGAGCCAGCUCUCCUGGUCCCAGAAGCUCUACGAGCUGUCCGGAAGAUCUGUCAAAGUUUCGUAAAGGAAAAUUGGAAAAAGAAAGAUUUGAAAAAUAUUCAGGAUCGAGCAAAGAAUGCUCUGAUUCACUGAAUAUUGGGACUGCCAAGAGUAAUUUCACUCAGUCCAGUGGAUCCACCCAAACAAGACAAAAUGUCAACAAUAGUGGAAAUUAUGUCAAAGAAAUUCGGUCCAGAAGCCCCAGCCCGGGAAGUAGCAAUUAUCUGCUCCCUUCCUCCAAAAUACCCACAGCUCCAAAUCCUGCAGCCCCAGACCAGAUAAGUAGCUUGAAGGAGAAUGCUCAGCUGCCGCCCUCAGUCACUGUAUCAGAUUGUGGAGAAACCACUGGGCCUCCAGCAAUCACAGUGUUUGGGCCCGUUAAAAGGUUCAGACCAGUAAUCCACAAAUCUGUUGAGAAAGAGACAUCGCUGCAUAGCAGCUUGAUGGAGGCGAUCCAGACAGGUGGAGGCAAAGACCGACUUAAGAAGAUAUCUUCUGAAGCCAGCAACCUGAAUAAAGGGACUUAUACUGAAGAAGGGAAUGAAAAGUCAGCUCUCCUGGCUGCUAUUAGAGACCACAGCAACAGCAGCAGGUUGAGGAAGACCAAAUCCGGGGCUGCCAGUGAGCUUGAGCAGAUCAGGAGAUCAACGGCUGCAGAGGAAAAAAGCCUAGCCUCUUCUGCUUCUUCUUCAUGUGUGCCGACCCCGCCACCUCCACCGAUGCCGGCUGUACCCCCACCUCCGCCCCCUGUCCUGCUCCAGAGAAAGCCCAGCUCUGUGGCACAUGCUGGUACCCCCAUGGACCCCGCCAUGGCCAGAGAGGCUAUGCUGGAGGCCAUUCGCUCCGGAUCUGCUGCGGGGAAACUAAAAAAAGUCGCCGUGCCCACAAAGACGUUCAACGUAAACGCCAGGCUGGGAACCAUUCAAGCAGCUAACACUCGAUAACUCCUGCUGAUCUCAGCUGAGGAAUUCUUUGAGUGGGCACCUUCUGCCGCGCA
Messenger RNA from Oryzias melastigma (Indian medaka), 5088 nucleotides. RefSeq names its product cordon-bleu WH2 repeat protein (gene cobl). The transcript has 18 exons. Gene Ontology annotation, molecular function: actin monomer binding. The record is from RefSeq and is a predicted model, not a curated record. Gene Ontology annotation, biological process: actin filament polymerization; actin filament network formation. Bases 524 to 5035 code for a protein of 1503 amino acids. Gene Ontology annotation, cellular component: terminal web; plasma membrane; actin filament. NCBI's taxonomy places the organism in Eukaryota, Metazoa, Chordata, Actinopteri, Beloniformes, Adrianichthyidae.